Lactuca virosa is the source of this 1497-nucleotide messenger RNA. Lineage: Eukaryota; Viridiplantae; Streptophyta; Magnoliopsida; Asterales; Asteraceae. The record is from the annotation of a GenBank genome assembly.
GAAACAGGUUUAAUCAAUUGUGAAUUCGAAACUAUGGCAGGGAAUUCUUCACAUGCUUCUAUGAAUCCGCCCACCACCACUCAUACUAAUACGAGAUCGGAUGCCAAUACAACUACUGUAAAUGGAAAUAAAGAUAUGGUUUGGGAAUGGGGAGUUCAAAAGGAUCCAUUAAAAAAACAAAAUAUUUGGUGCACCUUGUGUGACAAGAGAGUAUGUGGAGGGAUCACAAGGUUAAAAGAACACCACAGUCAUACGGGAGGAAAUGUAGCUGCUUGCAGUAAGGUGACUAUGGAGAUCACCAAGAAAGUGCUUGAAUCAAUGAAAGAAAUAAAUAAGAAAAAAAGGAAAGAAAAAGAACAACAAAAAUACUUAGAUCAAAAAGUUUUAUAGACCUUUCUGAAAAUGAGGACGAGCAAGAUGAUACCCCACAAGUUAAAAAAAAGAAAGUUUGUAAGUUCUAGUAAUGUACGGGUUCCUAUUGAUGAUGUUUAUAAGUCAGACCAUGGAAAAGGAAAGCAAACUACAUUGGAUAAGAAUAAUCCGAUUAAAGAGAAGUUGAAGAAGGUAGCUUGGAAAAAGAUUGCGGUUUGGGCUUAUUCGAUAGGGUUACCUUUCAAUGCCGUACGUGAUGAGGGUUUCCAAGAUGCGAUCAUUGCCAUUGGAGAAUAUGGAAGAGGUAUGCCGGCUCCAAGUUAUCAUAAUAUGCGGGUGACAUUGUUAAAGGAGAUAUUAGAAGAUACCCACAAGUUUGUGGAUUCGUUUCGACCACAAUGGAAGAAAUUUAGAUGUAGCAUUAUGUCUGAUUUUUGGACAGACGACAAGCAGAGAUCUUUGAUUAAUUUUUUAGUCAAUUGUCCUACUGGUACAGUUUUUCUAAAGUCGAUUGAUGCAUCGGAGCAUAUAGAUAAUGCUGAGUAUAUUGUGAAGAAGGUAAAUGAGGUGAUAGCAGAAGUUGGAGAGGAAAAUGUUGUGCAUAUUAUGACGAGACUUUAUGUUGCUAUUGACCGUCUUGUUCCUGAUGAAGAUGAAAAUGAUACAUUGAGACAAGAAUUGAAUCUCUACAUUGAUUUAAAUGGACAAUUUGGAUCUCCAGCUGCUAAAAGGAGUAUGACAAAACUUGCACCGUAUAUAUGGUCGCGUUCUUGUGGGAUAGAUACACCUAUCCUACGAAAUUUUGCUAUCACGGUUCUUAGUCAAACUUGUACUGCUUCACCUUGUGAACGAAAUUGGAGUACAUUUGACAAUAAUAAUGAUUGGACAAUACCAACGGAAGAUGAGCUUCAAGACUUUGUGGAUGGUGGUGAUGACCUUCUUUGGUCAGAUGUGCAAGAAGCAAUGGGAGCAAAUGUAAACGCUCAGCCAGAUAUUAGGAGAAAGCAAGAACAUUAUAGAGAUGAUGAUGAUGAUGAUGUUAUAGAUGUGGGGAAUGAUUUUGAUGAAGAAGUGAAUGCCUUGGAUGAUGUUGACUCUGAUGCCGAAUCAAUGCCGUGCGAUUAA